Messenger RNA from Cordyceps militaris CM01, 933 nucleotides. RefSeq lists its product as uncharacterized. The coding region runs from base 1 to 933 and encodes 310 amino acids. The transcript has a single exon. Lineage: Eukaryota; Fungi; Ascomycota; Sordariomycetes; Hypocreales; Cordycipitaceae. The record is from RefSeq and is a predicted model, not a curated record.
AUGGCUGAGGCGCAAUCCUCCUACGGCGUGUCGCCGUACAAGGUCGACUGGCCCUUCAACGGCUGGCUGGUCGUGAUUCUCCUCUUCGCGUACGGCGGCCUCGUCGUCAGCCGCCAGCUGCUCCUCUUCGUCGUCCUCCUCGCCAGCGCUGUUAUCCUGCUCUCAGACAGCACCUCAACCUGGGGCGAGACCCUGACACUUCUCGCCGCGCUGCCCCUCGCUCUCGGCGGCGUGCUGGCAUUCCUCUGCGCCCCGACCUCGUUUCGCGCGCGCCACUUUGGCACGCUGACCGUGCUCGUCAACCUCGCCGCGUACGCCUACGUCGGGCGCGGGGUGCUCGUGCCCGCCGAGGGCACCUUUCGCGGGUGGUGCGGGCGGCUGGCGGCCUUUUGGCUGUGCGCGUCGCUCGUGCAGCAGGGCUGCUACCGCGGCUGGCGCACGCUGGGGUCGCCGCACGACCGCGUGCUCGUCUUCACCGCCGCCAGCCGCACCUGGAUCGCCGCGCACGCCGUCUACCGCUACAUCCUGCGCACCAUGCCGGCCACGCACGGCCCGGGCCACCGGCUCCGCCUGCUCGACGCGCUGUCGCUCGCGCUGGCCCUCCUGCUAGCGCGCGCUGCGGGCGUGCCGUUUGCGCACUGCUUCGUCAUGGCCGACGUGCUGGUCGUGGCCGCGGCGGCGGCGUGGUCGGCCGUGGCGGACGCGUUUGGCCUGCUCCCGCCGGUUGGGGAGAGCGUCGGCUUCGAUAUCGAGCGGGACUUGUUCUUGGCGGGCUUGCAGCUCUCAGUGGCGCUGGUGGCGGCCGCGGGCAUGUUUGAAGCGUGGGUGGACAAGUCGGUCGAGGACGAGAAGCGUGAAAAGGCUAGAAAUCCGCAGCCACCGAAGCCGUGCAAGCCUGCCGUUACCACAAGCUAUGAGAUGUAUGAAGUUUAA